This is a messenger RNA of Oryza sativa Japonica Group (Japanese rice), 5030 nucleotides long. The record is from RefSeq and is a predicted model, not a curated record. NCBI's taxonomy places the organism in Eukaryota, Viridiplantae, Streptophyta, Magnoliopsida, Poales, Poaceae.
ACCUCCACCCUCCUCCUCCCCUCCCCCCUGUUCACUCCCGCAUCCAAUUCCCCCCCAUCUCUCUCUCUCUCUCUCUCUCUCAUCCAUCGCCCCGAAGUCCUCCUCCUCCUCCUCCUCGAGGACCUCGACACCUUCCUAGCUCACCGCGCGCGCGCCUCGCCCUCCUACGCAGGUAAACCCCCCCGCCCCCUCGAGCUCGCCAUCCCGCGCUGAUCUGCGGCCUAGGGUUUCAGAUCGAGGGGGGGAAAUUCCGCGCCGCUGACCUUCUCCCGCCUCGAUCCCUGCAGAUUCCUUCGCCGGUGGGGGUGGGGGGAGAACGGCGGCGGCGUUGUUGCGAUGAGCUCGACCCACGUGGCUGUCGAGGCCCCGGAUCCGGGGGGAGACGGGGGCCUCGGCGAGGCGAGGCUGGUGGAUGCUGAUGCUGCUGCUGCACCGGCGGCGGGGGAUGCGGAGGGGAGAUUGGGUGGUGGUGGUGGUGGCAGCUCGGCCCCCGCCGCUGCGGGGGACGCUGAUGUGACGAUGACGGAGGCCGUGGAGGAGGAGGUGGAGGUGGAGGUUGCGGGUGAUGCCGAGGCGGAGGCUGCGGUGGUGGCGGGGGAUGCGGCGGGUGAUCCGUUGUAUGGGACGGAGUCGGCUGGUAUGGUUGUGGAUGAGCCCGUUGACGCCGCCGAGGGAGGGGUAGAUGGGGGAGAUGGUGGCGAGGAGGGGUUGGAAGCGGAGGCUAGGGUUUUGCAGGGUGAGGCUGCGACGGAGCCCGUUCCGGCAGGAGGAGAUGUUGCCAUUGCUUCUGAAGUGGCGGCGGAAGCACAUGAUUCUGCUACUCCUGAGCAUGCCGAGGCCGAAUCCAAUGAUCUCGAAGAAAACCAUGUUGAUAGAGGAAAAGAUAAUGGCGUGGCGGUGGCGCACUGUGACGACGAAAUGCAGAAUAAUGUGGAGGGGAGCUCCGAGAUCCAAGAAGAUGAUGGAGCUCCCACACUUGAGCAGCAGGAUGAUGAGUCUGAAAUGCCCCUGCCUUCUAGUGUGUCGAAUUUUGAAUUAUGCGCUAGAUACAGCCUUCCUCCUCUUGAUAAAGGAGAAUUUCGAGUUUCUGACCUUGUCUGGGGUAAAGUAAAAAGCCAUCCUUGGUGGCCUGGUGAGAUUUUUGACCCUUCAGAUGCGUCUGAGUUGGCAUUGAAGCACCAGAAGAAGGGCAGCCAUUUGAUAGCAUAUUUCGGUGACAAUACUUUUGCAUGGUGCGAUGAAUCCCAAUUGAAGCCUUUUGUAUCAAAUUAUUCACAAAUGGAGAAACAGAGCAGUUCAGAUGCCUUUGUUAGUUCAGUUAACUAUGCCCUUGAAGAACUCUCAAGGCGGAUAUUGUCAGGGAUGAGCUGUUCUUGUUUACCGGAAGAGCUAUCUGACAAUGGGAUGUCCUAUAUGGUCGAGAAUGCUGGGCUCAAGGAUGGAGUUACUUGCUCUGCAGUUAACCGGUCUGAGAUUUUGUCAUGUUGCAGCCCAGAAAAUCUUCUUAAUUAUGUUAAGUCUUUGGCUCUGUUCCCUGGCCAAGGUGGUGACUUGCUGGAAUUAGUGAUAGCUUGCUCUCAACUUACAUCUUUUUAUCGAUCUAAGGGAUGCCCUGAACUUGCAUCAUUCCAAACAGGCAGUGCAUGGGUUGAGAAUGGUGUGGACCCUUCUUCCAUCAAGGAUGAUGUGGUUGAUGAAGUUGUCACUAAUGAAGAGCCUCCUGCUAAUGAUAAGCCCAAAAGAGGCAGGGGGCGACCUCGUAAGCAGAAACCUCAGGAUGGUCUAGAGCUGACAGAGAAAAAGUCAACAUCCAAUCUUUCUACUGAUAAUGCCUAUGAUCAUCCUGCGGAAAGGCAGAUGGAUAUGGAGUUUGAUGAAUUUGACGGUUUACAGAGCAAGAAGAAAAGAAGCCUUGACUCGUUUGAAGAUCCUGAGACCAAGGCGGCAGCUCCAUCUUUUGGUAGUUCUUUCAAGAUCGGGGAAUGUAUUCGGCGAGCUGCAAGCCAGCUGACAGGAUCUUCAUCUAUUGUCAAGUCCCAGAAUGAACAGGUGCCUCAUAAGAACAUCGCUGAAACAGAAAAUGGAGAUUUUGAUGUCUCUAGUGAUGAUGCUAUCAAUGAGCUUAGUGUGGAGAAGCGUGCAAAAAGGAGACGGAUGCAUAGGCACCACAGUGCAGACCCCAAGGAAUUGUUAUCACAGCUGUGCUCAGUGGCUGUGGAGCCAACGCACGGAUAUAGUUUCUCUGCAAUGGUAAUUAAUUACUUCAGUGAUUAUAGGAACUAUGUUGUUUCUACUACUACUGAAGCAAAUAUCGUUGAGAAAACUACUGCAAAAAAGGGGAGAAAGCGGAAGGUUAUGCCUUCUCCUGAGGUGGAGACAACUGAUCACAUGCAGGAUUCCUACUGGUCUGGCUUGAGUUUGCAUAAUCACCCAAUUCAUGAUCUCAGAAGAGCGAGUACUAGCACAAGGCCAAGGCGCAGAAGGAGAUCAUUGCGGGAAACAUAUUUCCAUGCACAACAAAAUCUACAGCAUGGACUAUUGAGUCCUAAGAAACAGAUACAAGUGAUAGAGAGAUCAAUUAUCCAUGUUGAUGAAAAGAUGGUUGAUGAGGUCAAGCCCACUGCACUUGUUUUGAGCUUUGGUAGGUCAAGUGCUCUUCCUUCUGAAACUGAUCUGGUUAAGAUGUUUGGUCGCUAUGGUCCACUGAAAGAAUCUGAGAUUGAAGUUCAUGCCAGCUCGAAUACUGUUAAAGUAGUCUUCAAGAAACGUGCUGAUGCUGAAAGGGCUUUCAGUUUUGCUGGCAAGUUUAGUACAUUUGGUCCUUCGCUCCGCAGUUACCGUCUUGUGAAUAUGCCAUUUUUUCUCAGCUCACAAACCAAUAAUACAGAGGCACACUCUGAGUACCAUGGUCUGGAGAUUCCAGGUCCAAGUGAGUCCAAAGUUCCACUAGAUGCUGCAGAAGCUGACCAAGUUGACAAAACAGAUGAGAAAGUAGAAGAUAAAGGUACUGCUGAAGUACUGGCUAGGGAGACAGGUGAUAGUAUAACUGCACCUGGAGCACUAGAUGAGAAAACAGAAAAGGAAGCUACUGCUGAAGCACUAGCUGACAAGACGACAGAAGGUGAAAUUACAGCUGAAGUACAGGUUGAGGAGACUACUACAACUGAGAAAAUUGUAGAGGAUAAAGAACUAGCUGAGGAGACGACAGAAGGUGAAACUACAGCUGAAGUACAGGUUGCGGAGACUACUUCAACUGAGAAAAUUGUAGAGGAUAAAGAACUAGCUGAGGAGACAACAGAAGGUGAAGCUACAGCUGAAGUACACAUUGAAGAAACUUCAACAACUGAAAGAACUGUAGAGGAUAAAGUGGUACCUGAGGAGACAACGGAAGGUGAAGCUACUGCUGAAGUACUCGAGGAAUGUACAGCCAUUGAGAAAAUUGUAGAGGAUAAUACCAUAGCUGAGGAGAUUACAGAAGGUGAAACUGUAGCUGAAGUACAUGUUGAGGUAGCUACAGCAAUUGAUAAAGCUGUAGAGGAAAACACACUAGCUGAGGAGACAGCUAAAGGUGAAACUACACCUGAAGUACACGUUGAGGAAACUACAACAGCAGAGGAAUCUGUGGGGGACAAAGCAGUAGAUGAGACAACAAAAGGUGAAACUACAGCUGAAGUAUAUGCUGAAGAAUCAACCGAGAAAACUGUAGAGGAUACCACAGUUGAGGCACCAGAUGAGAAAACUAAAACAGCCAAUGAUCCUGUAGAGGAUGCCACCGUUGAAGAGCCAGAUAAGAAAACCGCAGCCAAUGAUCCUGUAGAGGAUGCCACCGUUGAAGAGCCAGAUAAGAAAACCGCAGCCAAUGAUCCUGCAGAGGAUGCCACAGUCGAAGAGCCAGAUAAGAAAACCGCAGCCAAUGAUCAUGUAGAGGAUGCUACCCUUGAAGAGCCAGAUAAGAAAACUGCAGCCAAUGAUCAUGUAGAGGAUGUGACUGUUGAAGAGCCAGAUAAGAAAACCGCAGCCAAUGAUCCUGUAGAGGAAGUCAUCCCUGAAGAGACAGAUAAGAACACCACAACCAAUGAUCCAGUAGAGGAUGUGACUAUUGAAGAGCCAGAUAUGAAAACCGAAGCCAAUGAUCCUGUAGAGGAAGCCACCGUUGAAGAGCCAGCUGUGGAAGCUGGGACAAUUGAAGAGAUUGCUACGGCUGAAGCACGAGAUGAGAAAACCAUGAUAACCGAGGAAACUGCACAGGAUCCCAUGGUUGAAGAUGAGAAAACCAUGACAACCGAGGAAACCGUACAGGAGCCCAUGGUUGAAGAUGAGAAAACCGUGACAACGGAGGAAACUGUACAGGAUCCCAUGGUUGUAGAUGACAAAACCAUGACAACCGAGAAAACUGUACAGGAUUCCAUGGUUGAAGAAGGUGGUACGAAUAUCGCAGCUGCUGAGGAAACUGUAGAGCAUGCUGCUGCUACUGCUGAGGCUUUGGCUGGACAAGCAAGUUCAACCGAGCAGAACGGGUAGCAUAAGCUGGAUUCUUGUAGGUUUUGGAUGAUAUUGCGGCAGUCGGCUCAACUGAUUCAUCCAAUCUGGAUGUCGUGUGGAAUCAACUCUAGCAACAUAGCGAUAUUAGUUUCUAGUAACUACGGCGUAUUUGCUGCCUUCUAUAUAAACCUUACAUGUAGUUGUCUUGGGAGCAGCAGCAGUGUGUCACGAAUAGAAGAGUUUCUUCAGAAACGGUGGUGCGACAGCCAGUGGACCAGCUACUGGAUUAGCAUCCGAAUUAAGCCAUGUUCUUUCCUACUACAUUUUAAGGCCUUUGGGCCAAUCUACCGGGGACUCAUGAUUCUUGUACCAAUCUUCCAUUUUGUAAACUGGCUGUGUUCUGUAGGUUAUUUCUCCUUUAUUCCAUCAUAGUAGCUCAUAUUUUUCAGGCUGAUUCUACAUUUCUGGUUGCAACUUAUCUAAUCUCAUCAUGAAAUGUACAUUUUUUUUCCCUAGCUGCUUGAUUACUUGUUUAUCUGUGCUAGAAA